AACCUCGAAUCACGCAUUUUGCUGUCGCUCUUGAUCUCCGUGUUUCGUCUGCCCCUUUUUCUACUGAAUGUCCAAAUUGGUGUGUUUUGAUUGCAGAGAUGGCGAAGUCGAAAAACCACACUGCACAUAACCAGUCGUACAAGGCCCACAAGAACGGCAUCAAAAAGCCUAAGAGGCAUCGCCAUACUUCCACCAAAGGGAUGGAUCCUAAGUUUCUGAGGAACCAGAGGUAUGCCAGGAAGCAUAACAACAAGAGUGCUGAAGCAGCCACGGAGGAAGAGUAAAGGGGCACUCUUCAUAGAGCUACCAUGAUUUUCCGUGAUAGAUUAAUUUUGUUGUUCUAGCUCUGUGUUUUUGUGGCUUUUUUUCGAAUUAAUAUAUCCUUUAUUAAUAUAAUAGUAUAGCGAACUUAACGUUUUCUCCUGGGUUUUGGUCAAUUCGAACACACGGCCGCUACCGUCGUAAUACAUCAUUGUUAUCUUCUUUAAAAACUAUUGUUCAAUUCGAUCAUCAUUUUGAUUUUCAA
Messenger RNA from Prosopis cineraria, 526 nucleotides. RefSeq names its product 60S ribosomal protein L29-1-like. The coding region runs from base 99 to 284 and encodes 61 amino acids. The transcript is spliced from 2 exons. Gene Ontology annotation, molecular function: structural constituent of ribosome. The record is from RefSeq and is a predicted model, not a curated record. Gene Ontology annotation, biological process: cytoplasmic translation. Gene Ontology annotation, cellular component: ribosome; cytosolic large ribosomal subunit. NCBI's taxonomy places the organism in Eukaryota, Viridiplantae, Streptophyta, Magnoliopsida, Fabales, Fabaceae.